Molecule: messenger RNA, 627 nt
Organism: Brassica napus (rape)
Lineage: Eukaryota; Viridiplantae; Streptophyta; Magnoliopsida; Brassicales; Brassicaceae
Exons: 3
Coding region: 1-627 (208 amino acids)
Source: RefSeq, a predicted model, not a curated record
AUGGAGAGACAACCAAAGUGUGGAGAUUCCUGGAUAUACCCUGCGAAGGAUAUAAACCCAUUAGGCCCAAUCCAGUUACAAGACCAAAACCUACUUGUUUCUGACCUUCUCUCACGUGAAACAAAGGAAUGGAACAAGCACUUGAUAGAAGACACCCUACCUCUCCUAGCAAAUCAAUUCAUCUCCAUAAGACCUAGUACCCUCGGAGCCCACGACUCUUUUGUUUGGGCUCAACACCCUUCAGGUAUAUACUCUGCAAAAUCAGGAUAUUACUCCUCUCAACAAGCUAAGAUCCAUUCGACAAGUGAACGUGCUACCGACGAGAGACAACCUCCAUCGCAGGAACAUAACUACCGACACUCUGUGUUUGAGACCUCUCGGAGCCAACUGCUCUUUGAUAAGAGAGCAUCGACGCUGCAGGAAGUGCUCAUCAAGGCUACUAUCGCUUGUAGAGAGUGGGAUGGUGCUCAGAGUAAUUUGAUCAAAUUAGCGCAGGACAAACCCCUCCAUCUCCCACCACCACAACCAUCGUCGGACAUUGUCGUGUGCUAUACAGAUGCAGCAUGGAAUUCGACAUGCAGAGCAGCGGAUGUCGCAUGGAUCUUCACUGAUCGUCACGGUACAUAG